AUGGUGCUUCUUAUCUCUCUCAACUUGUUUAUACCCGUCUAUCUAUCUAUCUAUCUAUCUAUCUAUCUAUCUAUCUAUCUAUCUAUCUAUCUAUCUAUCUAUCUAUCGCCGUCAGUUUAUAUCUACCGUAAUCUGUCCACAUCUGUCUAUACACCUAAGUCGCUUCAUAUCUAUCUAUCUAUUUUGAUAUCUAUCUCAACCUGCUCAUAUCUAUCUAUCUAUCUAUCUAUCUAUCUAUCUAUCUAUCUAUCUAUCUAUCUAUCUAUCUAUCUAUCCUCAGUUCGUUUCCCUCUAUCUAUCUAUCAGAUCUGUUCAUCUUUUUUUUCCUAUUCAAUCUAUAUUCUCGUGUCUUCAACUAUCUAUCGUAUCUAUAAUUAUUCAUUAUCUAAGAUUGUUUAUGUUUUUGUUUCACUCUCCUCGGAUCAAUUUAUACUUAUAUCUCCCAGUCUAUCGAGUUUCCUCAUAUCUAUCUAUUUCACCUUGUUCAUUAUAUAUCUAUCUAUCUAUCUAUCUAUCUAUCUAUCUAUCCUUUCUCAUAUCUUUCUGUUUCAGCGUUCUCAUACUUAUCUAUCUAUAUAUCUAAGCUUUCUCAUCUGCGAAAUAUACCUUAUGCCCAACGAUCAUCAGCGUAAUGCUUACGACUGGCUAAGACGUCCACAUCUAUCUCUCUCUCUCCCCCAGUUACGUCUUCUUACCUUCCCUGUCCUUCUGCGACAUCAUUAUCAAAAACAAGGCAGCGCAAGGCUAUGA
Acanthosepion pharaonis is the source of this 750-nucleotide messenger RNA. The record is from the annotation of a GenBank genome assembly. NCBI's taxonomy places the organism in Eukaryota, Metazoa, Mollusca, Cephalopoda, Sepiida, Sepiidae.